Messenger RNA from Miniopterus natalensis, 2097 nucleotides. The record is from RefSeq and is a predicted model, not a curated record. Lineage: Eukaryota; Metazoa; Chordata; Mammalia; Chiroptera; Miniopteridae.
UCAGUUCGUAGUACCUUCCUUCCUGGGGUUAUAUUUUAAGAAGCUCUGGGUAUUUCCUUCUCUUCCAGGUUGCCGCUUCAAAACUGUCCAUGGCAUGAAAGAUUUGGACCGCCAUCUGCGAAUCCACACGGGAGACAAACCACACAAGUGUGAGUUCUGUGACAAGUGCUUCAGCCGCAAGGACAACCUGACCAUGCACAUGCGGUGCCACACCAGCGUGAAGCCCCACAAGUGUCACCUGUGUGACUACGCAGCUGUGGACAGCAGCAGCCUCAAAAAGCACCUGCGGAUCCACUCCGACGAGCGGCCGUACAAAUGCCAGCUCUGCCCCUACGCCAGCCGCAACUCCAGCCAGCUCACCGUCCACCUCCGGUCCCACACAGGGGACACCCCCUUCCAGUGCUGGCUCUGUAGCGCCAAGUUCAAAAUCAGCUCGGACUUGAAAAGGCACAUGAUCGUGCACUCGGGGGAGAAGCCUUUCAAGUGCGAGUUCUGUGACGUCCGCUGCACCAUGAAAGCGAACCUCAAGUCCCACAUCCGCAUCAAGCACACCUUCAAGUGCCUGCACUGCACCUUUCAGGGCCGGGACCGGGCUGACCUCCUGGAGCACAGCCGGCUGCAUCAGGCCGACCACCCCGAGAAGUGUCCCGAGUGCAGCUACUCCUGCUCCAGCCCGGCUGCCCUGCGGGUGCACAGCAGGGUCCACUGCAAGGACCGCCCCUUCAAGUGCGACUUCUGCAGCUUCGACACCAAGCGGCCCAGCAGCCUGGCCAAGCACAUUGACAAGGUGCACAGGGACGAGGCCAGAACGGAGAACCGGGCCCCGCAGGGCAAAGAAGGGCCCCGCGACAGCAGCUCUGUGCACGUGGCCAAAAUAGUGACUCAGAGGGCCUUCCGUUGCGAGACCUGCGGUGCUGCGUUUGUCAGGGACGACUCUCUGAGAUGCCACAUGAAGCAGCACAGUGACCAGAGUGAGAACAAGAACUCGGACUUGGUCACCUUCCCGCCUGAAAGCGGUGCCCCGGGACAGCUCGGCCCCCUGGUCUCCGUGGGGCAGCUGGAGACCUCCCUGGAGCCCAGCCAGUGCCUCUGAUUCAUGCGGAGAGGGCGGUGAGCCGUCUGGAAUUCCAGGCAAAUGCCGUUGCCCAGCCUCUUGGGUGAGGCCGUCAAGCCAGACUGUAGUCACCAGCUCUGGGCAUGGCUGCCCCAACUUCACAGGCCUCCGGAGGCCAUGGCUGCGGUCACUGUGGUGCGAGGGCAGGCGCCAGAGCAGCUGUGGAGACGCCUCUCCACGUUGCCGUCUGCCCCCCAAGCAUCAACUGGGCAGGUUGACCAGUCGCUCCAAGGUGGGGGUCCCCUGAGCACUGCUCUGUCCAGUAGGAUUAGCUUCUUUAUGAUGGAUUCCACUUCUAAGACUGGUCCAUUUCCGAUGCAAUUAUUAAGCUACUUAGACCUCAUGGACCUAAAACUAACCCGAUGUGUGGAGUGCGGACGGUUAAGAUGAGGAUGGGUGCGCGGAGGCGCUGGGAGGCCGGGAGGCUGUAGCUCUUAACCUGGGUGGUGGUUGGUUAUGUUUGCCUCAUACGUUGUGUGGUUCCUUUUAUCGGUAGUUUUAUAAUAAAAAGGCAAACUCACCUGCAGCGGGAUGUAAGAGGAACGCUCGUUUUUCCUCCAUGGACAGGUUAUGAUGCUGGGGCCCCGCCCCUCCUGGAUGCCCACAGAUGUCUCGGUCUCAGUGCUGCGUAGGGGGAGGUGCAGCUUGAUCUGUAGGUGGCAGCAGAGAUCAAGCUAACGCGCUCAGCCUGGCCCGCUGAGAAAUUCACGGCUUGUGUACUUGCAUCCUAGGGAAAGGACUAGGGGCGCAGUGGGCCCGGGGCUUGGUUCCGGGGCACAGCCUGAGACUAGCGUCUUUCACCACAGUAAACACGGGAUGUGUCCUGACCAACAAACAGGUGAAAAUCCAAACCUCUGGUAAAUGGACGUGUUGCUUGACUUAGGAGGCUGCGGAACACCAGUAGCUGUAUAAUUGAUCCAAAAUAGCUUUGUUUGUUUCACUUUGGCAUAUUUUCUUCAAAUACAGUCUCUGUUUAAUACAAA